UUUCUGCUGUCCUCUGAGACAGAGAAUAAAAAAGCUACCUCCUGCCCAAAGGCCUAGCAGCAGACUUGGAACCUGAGGGCUGAUCAGAAUGAGGGCCUCCCGGCUGGGGCGGAUAAAGGUGGAGAUCCUACCAGAACAGGAAUACUGAAAGGGAAGGGCCCGCCCAACACCUGGAUUCCAGAAAUGCCAGUGUGCACUGAGGCCAUUGGCUGGUUGGCCAGCACUGGAUCCUGGGUGAUGUGGUAGGUAGGGAGACCUUCUGGAAGAGACGACCAGGAAGAAAAGCAGAGCCAAGUCACAGUAACAGUAAGCUGAUGUGAGGUCCUGGAGUCAGUACGGGGCUAGUGUCCUGGAUUUCCACACUAAAAACCUGGAAGGAAUGAACUAUGGAACUGCUGGAGACCCUGCAGGUGACCUGGGAGGGGCCAUGGUGCCAAGCCAGUUGUGGGGGAAACUGAAGAAGCCAUUUCUCUUGCUGGGUAGUUCCUCCCUCCUGCUGGGGCUGGCUCUGCUGGCCUUAGAGCCCAAGGUGUCCCCUGUUGCUUAUGUCUUCUUCUGCUUAGCUGGCUUCUUCUUUCUUGCCUGCCUGCUGGCCUGUUGUCUGGAAUGGGGCCUCCAAGCAAUGCAGAGAACCAUGCAGACCGAGAGCCCAGGGGUCCUGGGCAAUGCACGGGACAAUGAAGCUUUUGAAGUGCCAACCUAUGAACAGGUCGUGGUGGUGUUGGAUUCCCAACCACAGGGCCACCCUCAAGUGUUGGAUCAACCACCUCCUUACAACAGUGUUGUAAUAGCUCCUGGCCUUGAGGUUGGACCUUGUCAACCACAGGCAUCCAGCACAGGCAGACUGGAGAGACGCGUGGGCUCAGAAGGGACCAUGACUGGGAAAGCAAACCCCGGAAGAGCUCUUCGGCUUCGGGGUCCACGGGUUGUAUCCACUGCUCCUGAUCUGCAAAGCUUGAGGGCACCCCCCAAAAUGGAGCCUCUUACUCCACCUCCUGCCUAUGAAGUCUGUUUUGCCCACCCUGAUGACGAUGAUGUUUUCUAUGAAGACAACUGGACACUCCACUAAGCCAUUCUCUCAGGACCUAUCACCUCUCCACACCAGACCCACUCACUUGUCGUUUGCCCAGCAUUUCCCAGUGCCUACUGAGUCCGGAGAACUGUGCUUCUGCUUAGACAUCACAAAUAAGGCCUUGAACUCAGUGGGGAGUCAGGCUAUGGUAAGCCCUUUCCAGCCGACAUGUAGAUGACACACUUUGGUUCUCUGGGCAGCGUUCAGGGACCUACACCAUGUCUAGUAUCUCCAGAGUCAGGUUCAGAGAGAUAGGGAGAGGCGAUCCCGAGAACCUGGAGAAGUGACAUCUGAGAGACAGCUAUGCCACAUCUGUUCCCGACGCCAUGCCUCUCUUGGAGCCCCUUGUGAGGUAUCAUCCUCACUGGAAAGUGGCGGUUCCCAGUGACAGAGGAGUUGGAUAACUUGUGCGUGCAUACGCACAGAAACCUGCUAGCAAAUAACAUAAAAAUAACUCAUAAUUCCAAA
Molecule: messenger RNA, 1540 nt
Organism: Jaculus jaculus (lesser Egyptian jerboa)
Lineage: Eukaryota; Metazoa; Chordata; Mammalia; Rodentia; Dipodidae
Gene: Tmem139
Product: transmembrane protein 139
Exons: 5
Coding region: 380-1069 (229 amino acids)
Source: RefSeq, a predicted model, not a curated record